AUCAACCCAUUAGACCCGUGGUUUCCCAGGCAUAUAAGUGAGCUGGAUCACUGCACACACAUAAUCGCCAAGUAUGAGCCCGAUCUCGACAGCGAUCAUCCGUUUUGUGUGUCGUUUGUGUCAAUGGACAGGGAUUUCUGGAUCCGGGGUAUAGACAGAGAAGGAAAGAGAUCGCAGACAUUGCUUUCACUUACAAGUAUUUUGUGUGUCGUUUGUGUCAAUGGACAGGGAUUUCUGGAUCCGGGGUAUAGACAGAGAAGGAAAGAGAUCGCAGACAUUGCUUUCACUUACAAGUAUGGGGAGUCAAUACCUCGUGUGACAUAUAAUGAAAGCGAGAUAAGAACCUGUGGGGAGUCAAUACCUCGUGUGACAUAUAAUGAAAGCGAGAUAAGAACCUGGGGUGAAGUGUAUAAGGAGUUGCGGCGCCUAUUUGAGAGCCACGCGUGUCGGACACACGUCGAUGUGCUCACACUUCUGGAGAAGGAGUGCGGCUAUGCUUCCGAUAAUAUUCCUCAACUACAAGACGUGUCACUGUUUCUCAAGAGGAGAACUGGAUUUACUCUGCGUCCGGCGGCCGGCCUACUCACGGCCCGGGACUUCUUGGCCAGCCUCGCGUUCCGCGUGUUUCAGACCACACAAUACGUGCGCCACGACUCCAAUCCACACCAUUCCCCCGAACCGGAUUGCAUCCAUGAGCUGAUCGGACACGUGCCCAUACUGGCCGACCCCACAUUCGCGCAGUUCUCGCAAGAGAUCGGUUUGGCGUCUUUGGGCGCAUCCGAUGAGGAGAUCGAGAAAUUUGCGACUUUGUAUUGGUUUACCGUUGAGUUCGGUCUCUGCAAAGAGAACAAUGAGAUCAAGGCGUACGGCGCCGGCCUAUUGUCAUCGUAUGGUGAGCUCAAGCACUCGCUGUCGUCGAAGCCCGAGCUGAGGGCCUUUGAACCCGAGGCCACAGCCGUACAGCCCUAUCAGGACGUCGAGUAUCAGGACGUGUAUUACGUGGCCGACAGCUUCCAAGACGCUAAGGAUAAGUUCCGGGAGUACGUGAAGAGUAAACUCGCGCGACGUUACGAAGUAUAUUACGAUUCGUUCACAGAUUCCGUGCAUAUAUUGGACUCAAUCGAUAAAUUGCAUUCAUUUGGCGCUAAACUCAAAGCCGAUAUGAAUUGCAUGAAUACAGCGUUGGGCCGAUUAAGUGGUACUAAUUGAACACUAAUAAGCCAUACAUUGUAUUACAGAAUAAUCGAUAUACAGAAUUGUAUUAAGAAAUAAAGUUUUAUCAAAUGUUCUAACAUUGAGUUUAGUUUAAAAUAUCUGGU
This is a messenger RNA of Oppiella nova, 1319 nucleotides long. The record is from the annotation of a GenBank genome assembly. Lineage: Eukaryota; Metazoa; Arthropoda; Arachnida; Sarcoptiformes; Oppiidae.